AUGCCAUCCGCGCUAGCCUACCGCGGAGUCAGCACGCAGAACCCAGGGCAAAAGCGAAUAGUGCCAACAACUUGGACAUCAUACCGGGAACGAACUUAUGAGGGUCAUAUGCUUGCCUGCCAGAAAAGAAAAGUUUGCGACUGGGACCGAGGCUUGCAGGAGCCACCUGUAUUUGCCGUUGAACUUGAUGAGGAAGCCGACGACGAGGAGCCAGGUGCAGCCGAUGUAGCCCGCUUCAGCGAGAGAGACGUUUUACACGACUUUCAGGUAGCAGCUGAAGUACCUGUUCCAGCAGUAGUAAGCGAUCUGGUAGGUAGCAUCGAGGAGACAGGCAUCGACGCUCAGGACAAGCCGGUAGUAAAGGAAGCGCUCGGGAAUCAGCCCCUUCUCGCAGAUGAUGAAGGCUAUCAGACAGUCAAAUCCCAUGACGAGCAUAGCGAUGAUAUGGGCAGGUCCCAUUGGUCGGCUGCUCAGUCGGCGAUGGAGAAAGGUACGAGGAAGAGGACAAGUCACUUCGCGAGCGGGACGCCCAGUACUUGGUAA
Molecule: messenger RNA, 543 nt
Organism: Pseudomassariella vexata
Lineage: Eukaryota; Fungi; Ascomycota; Sordariomycetes; Amphisphaeriales; Pseudomassariaceae
Exons: 1
Coding region: 1-543 (180 amino acids)
Source: RefSeq, a predicted model, not a curated record